Messenger RNA from Diaporthe citri, 1497 nucleotides. RefSeq lists its product as uncharacterized. Gene Ontology annotation, molecular function: monooxygenase activity; heme binding; oxidoreductase activity, acting on paired donors, with incorporation or reduction of molecular oxygen. The record is from RefSeq and is a predicted model, not a curated record. The transcript is spliced from 3 exons. NCBI's taxonomy places the organism in Eukaryota, Fungi, Ascomycota, Sordariomycetes, Diaporthales, Diaporthaceae. Bases 1 to 1497 code for a protein of 498 amino acids.
AUGGAAGCCGCGUUUCACCCUCAAGGCCACUUGUGGUUCUGCCUUCUUCUGCUCUUCUCGCUCAUCAUUGUCAAAUACUCUGUCAAUUAUUCCAAGUGUGCUCAUGUGAAAGGACCAUGGUUGGCAUCUGUCUCGAGCCUCUGGCUCUUCCGAGCAACGAUCAUGGGCCGGACGCAGGUUGACUGCGCCAAAGCUUUGGCAAAAUAUGGUUCCAUAGUCAGAAUAGCUCCGAGCAAGGUAGUGACGAAUGAUCCCUUGAUCAUGCAGUAUAUGACCUCGCCACGCUCGAACUUCACCCGUGGUCCAUGGUAUGAGGCGUUCAACACGACGCCGGACAAAACUAAUGUCCUAUCCGAGCCCGAUGAAAAGAAACAUAUGCGGCUUAGGGCAAAGUUGAUGCGCGGAUACUCCGGAAGGGAUCUGCCCAACCUCGAGCAGGACAUCGAGGACAGGAUCAGCAAUCUCUUGGCCAUAGUCGAGCGCAAAUCCACCCAGGGCAAGCCGGUCGACGUCGCCAAGCUCGCCUCGUACUUCACACUGGACGUCCUCACCCAGCAGGGCUUCGAGCAGCCGGUCGGCUACCUCAAACAGGACAGGGACAUGUACUCCUUCAUCGAGAGCGUGAAGCAGUUCGCCGUGGUCAGCGAGCUUGGCUCGCACUUCCCCCGGUUCCAGGCGUUGCUCUCCAGCAGGAUCAUGGCACCUCUGAGGCCGCGAGCAACUGACAAAACCGGCCUGGGCGCGAUGAUGGGCAUCGCCAUGGGCGUGGUCGCGAAGCGAUUCGCAGAGGCUGAUAAAGCGCCGCCCAAGAUGGAUAUGCUGGGCUCUUGGAUGCGGUGUGGUCUCUCCGCCGAGGAGGCAAAAAAUGAGGCCAUCACUGAGACUCUGGGAGGAUCCGACUCCACGGCCACUGCCAUCCGUAUGAUAUUCCUCAACGUCAUAACCAACCCUGUGGUCUAUUCAAAGUUGAUGGCCGAGCUGGAGGGCUAUUCGAAGCCGGGAAUGAAGCAGUCGGACGCGAAGGCCCUGUCGUACUUGCAAGCAUGCAUCAAGGAAGGCCUGCGCAUCUGUCCCCCACUGGGCGGACUGGGCACGCGGCUCCCACCGCCUGAAGGCGCCACCCUGAACGGGAAAUUCAUCCCAGCAGGAAUCGAGAUCGGAGUUAACGUCUAUUCGGCGCAGCGGAACCAGUCAAUAUUCGGGAAGGAUGCGGACAUCUACCGGCCCGAACGCUGGCUGUGUAAGGAAGAGGGCGCGGAAAAGUUGAAGGAGAUGGAAAAAACGGUUGAUCUGGUCUUCAGUAGCGGCAAGUACAGCUGCCUCGGGAAAACUGUCGCUUUCAUGAUGCUGGACAAGGUGUUGCCAGCACUGCUGGUCAACUAUACCUGGGCGUGCGUCAAUCCAGCCCAACCAAUGAGGGUCCGUUGUCACGGGUUUUAUAUACACGAAGACUUCAAUUUUCUGGCUACACCACGCACCAGUCACGGCAAGGAUUGA